Myripristis murdjan (pinecone soldierfish) is the source of this 2076-nucleotide messenger RNA. RefSeq lists its product as uncharacterized. The record is from RefSeq and is a predicted model, not a curated record. The transcript has 8 exons. NCBI's taxonomy places the organism in Eukaryota, Metazoa, Chordata, Actinopteri, Holocentriformes, Holocentridae. Bases 493 to 1782 code for a protein of 429 amino acids.
GUUGGCUAACCAACGGUCACAGUUUAGCCAUCCCCGUCACUAUUUCUAAUAUUACUUGACUAUUCUCAUAGCCUUUAUCCUGAUAACGUUACACAUCGUGCAAUCAUGCUAGUGUAUAAAUUAUAGAUUUCAGAAGCACGUCAGUUUUAGGAAAAAAAAAAAAAAGUUAAACUCAUUUCACAUAUGGUAUGCAUUAUACAAAGUUUAUAGAAAAUAUACGCAAAUGUAACUACAUUUCUGUUGGUGUUGCUGAAGGUGGUGGCUCCUAGUACAAGAAAUGCAAGCUGUCAGACUGAUCCAGUGGUCACAAAUGCAGUUGCCAUCCAGUGCAGUGACCGUAGAACAAGAACUGUUGGAACACAGCUGUCAGAGGGAACCCUAAAACACCGAAGAAGCCACGGUGUCCAAAGUAAGCCAUCUACACGUGCUGUCGGUGUUGGCACUGAGGGUUCACUACCACCACCACCACAAAAGCAGCAGACUUUUGGGUUAAUGUCAACCCCAGUAAAGGCUACUCAGCCUCCACCUGUACCCAACUGGUCCCUGGCUGAAACAGAAGAUGAUGAAGAAACUAUGGAUCUUGAUGACAGCAGUUAUGUCCCAGGCUUCUCAGGCAUGGAGGAAUCAAGCAUUGCUGAAUCCCCCAGGAUACCACUAAAAGAUGUCCCCAAGUACAUUGUGUAUGAGAGCUGUUUGCUAGAACUUUUUGCUCUUUGCCCCUCCUGCAACCACAAAUGUACAGUGAAGACUUUUGCUAGAGGGACAUUUCUUUCAGUUAAACAAAACUGCCUGACAUGUCACCUUACAAAGGAAUGGAAUAGCCAGCCAAAAGUGGGAAGCAUGGUAGUAGGCAAUCUGCAUCUGUCUGCAGCUAUUGCAUUCACUGGGGCAUCAUUUAGAGAAGUAAUAAAGGUUCUGAAUGCUCUUAAAGUUAAGGCCAUCAGUGAAACUGCACACUACAAAAAUGUCACCACUUAUUUGAACCCCUGCAUCUACAAUGCAUGGAAGAUACACCAGGCUGAGCUGUUUCACUCGUUGAGCCAGGAGGAGGAGGUGAUUUUAGGAGGAGACAUGAGGGCUGAUUCUCCAGGCCACAGUGCAAAAUACGGGUCCUACACAAUGAUGGAUAUGCAAUCAGGGAAUAUUGUAGACAUUCAGCUUGUUCAGAGUAGUGAAGUCGGUGGCAGUACACAUAUGGAGAAAGGACUCAUUCGUAGCCUGAACCUCCUCGAGAACUCUGGUGUGAAGAUCAGCAGCAUCAUCUCCGAUCGCCAUCUUCAGAUUCAGAAGUUUCUCAGAGAGCAAAAGCCUGAAAUUAAACACUUUUAUGAUGUGUGGCAUGUUGCCAAAGGUCUCUCAAAGAAACUGGAGGCACUGUCGAAGGAGCGGGACUGUGGCAAGGUGAAAAACUGGCGGCAGAGUAUCAUUAAUCAUAUGUACUGGUCUGCCACCACCUCUGCCACAGGACAGGAGAUUGACGCAAAAUGGACAUCUCUAGCAAAUCACGUCCAGGAUGUCCACACACACAGUAACGUCCUGUUCCCCCAGUGUCAGCAUGCUGCACUGACUGGUGGUCAGUCUUCCAAGUGGUUCAAGCCAGGGACCAAAGUCACUGGGAAAUUGGAGAAAAUACUGCUGGACACGCGUUUGCUGAAAGACAUUGAGAAGCUCAGCCCUCAUCAUCAGACCUCAGCAAUCGAGGGUUUCCACAGCCUAAUUCUGAAGUUCGCCCCCAAGAAUCUGGUCUUCUCUUUUCAUGGGAUGCUAUGCAGAAUAUGUUGAGAAACUUUUGAACAGCCUGUUCACAGAAGUGCUCCUCGACCCACAACCCUUUACAGCAGAGCUGGCCCUGGUGCCUGUCCCUCCACCACUCUGUGCAGCAUUUGAGAGACCUGACAAAGAUGAGGCGAUUGCUGGCUUCGUGUCCCGCUUCAGUCAUUAAGUCGGGGUCUAAAGCCAACAUACCGGCCCUCACUGUCUGGGAAUUCUCUGUGAAUCCGGAUGACUACACAGGAGGGCAACACCCUGCGAUUUCCAGCACCCAGAGAUCCCCAUACCCAGCUCACAAAACUGCGA